Paramecium octaurelia is the source of this 1047-nucleotide messenger RNA. The record is from the annotation of a GenBank genome assembly. Lineage: Eukaryota; Ciliophora; Oligohymenophorea; Peniculida; Parameciidae.
AUGAAAUAAAAUAAUUAUAUUCGACAUGGUUGCACUUAAAUACCAACUCUCUAUCAAUCACUAACUUACUUACUUUACCUUCCAAAUAUGAUAAACUGUUUCCUACUAAUAUCUCUACUUGAUGAAUCUGUAAAUGUGUUAUUUAAUAUAUAGGCUGCGCAUUUUAUACUACUAGGAAUUUUAACUUUACUAUCUUUGUUCUCUUGUAUUAAAACUACACUUAGUUGUCCAACCGAUGAUUUUUUAAUAUAGCAAAUACAACAUCGUAGAAUUGGGUAUGGUUAUGCAAUUAUAUAGAAAACCUUUCAAUUAUGAAAGUUAUAAAUUAGAUUCAUAUUGUGACAUUUGCGAUGCUUAUGUGAAAGAAAAUACAAAGCAUUGCAAACAUUGUAAUAGGUUGUUCCAAUUUAUUAUUUUAGAUGUUGUCAAGAGUUUGAUCAUCAUUGUAAAUGGGUUAAUAAUUGUAUUGGGAAUAAAAAUUAUAAAAUUUUUAUAAUGAUGAUAACGACAACCAUGCUCCAACUUUUUUACACAGCUAUCGUUUAUAUUAGAAUUAUAAGAUUAUAUAAUACUGAGCAUGAAAAACUAUUAAUAGACAAUGAAAUUCAAAAGUUUGUAACAAAUUUCAUUUUAGUUUAAGCAUUUUUAUGAUGAAAACGAUUUAGAUAUCAAAUACACACUCUCAAUAAUUAUGCUUGUGGAUUCCUCUAUUUUUUCUAUUUUACUUCUCUAAUUAUUCAUUUUCCAUAUUUAUCUUAUAAUCAAAGGAAUCACCACUUAUGAAUUCAUAGUGAAAUCUGAUAUCAAAAAAAUAAAACCAUAAAAUAAUGUUCUCAAUGUUAAACCUGAAGUAUUACUAAAUGGAGUUACAUAAAAAAGUUCAAAUUCACAGAUGGAGAAUAAAAAUACGAUGUACUUGUUGAAGGGUUAAUUUUUAGAUUCGAGUUAAAUUGUAGUGAAUAGUAAUUGGCCUAAGAACCCUAAGAAUCUUAAGAAAAAUAGAAUAAUUAAACAAAUGUUGUUUUCAAUAAUUAGGUCUUGGCAUGA